Messenger RNA from Eutrema salsugineum, 1553 nucleotides. RefSeq names its product polygalacturonase QRT3. Gene Ontology annotation, molecular function: polygalacturonase activity. The record is from RefSeq and is a predicted model, not a curated record. The transcript has 3 exons. Lineage: Eukaryota; Viridiplantae; Streptophyta; Magnoliopsida; Brassicales; Brassicaceae. The coding region runs from base 105 to 1553 and encodes 482 amino acids.
CUUCUUUAUAAUCAUUCUUCUCAUAGUUUCUCUCCUUCAUUUUCUCUCUCUCUCCCUCUCUCUCUAUCUCUCUAUAGUAGAAGACAAAAAUCAAGAAAAAGUAAAUGAGUCUCUAUUGCUUUAUUUGCUUGUUAAUCUUUCUCAUUACUAUUUCAAAUGAAUUUGAUGAGACAUUCUCGUUGAGAAGAGACAUGACAAAGCUUCUAGAAUUCCAAGAGAAGAUCCAAGAAAGACUCGCAGUCACUCCUAGUCUCCCACCAAUGUCUUCUCCUUCUUCUCACUCGUCCAAAAUGGUAGGGAGAGUGAUAUACCCGAUUAAUUACGGAGCUGACCCGACAGGUGGACAAGACAGUAGUGACGCAAUCCUUGAAGCUUUAACCGAUGCUUUUCAGUUACAAACCGGGCUCCAGAUGCUACCACGUGUCGCCGAUCUAGGAGGUCUUGUUAUUGAUCUUCAAGGUGGCAGUUACAAGAUCGGAAAACCUCUCAGGUUCCCUUCCUCCGGCGGCGGAAAUCUCGUGUUAAAAGGCGGGACUUUCCGUGCAUCGGAGGUGUUUCCCGGUGAUCGGCAUUUGGUCGAGCUCGUACCAUCAAACUCCGUGAAACCAAUGAAAAUGUCGCCGGAAGAUUCUUUCUCUGAUCAAAAAGACCAGAGCUCCGGGAUUGUUUACGAGGAUGUGACCUUCCAAGAUGUCCUCUUCGACUCAAGCUUCCGAGGCGGGGGUAUUUUGGUAAUUGACUCAGCUCGAAUCCGUAUAACCAAUUGCUACUUCCUCCAUUUCACAACGCAUGGGAUCAAAGUCCAGGGAGGUCACGAGACAUACAUUUCAAACUCUUUCUUGGGACAACAUUCAACGGUAGGAGGAGACAAGGAAGAAAGAGAGUUUUCCGGUACAGGAAUCGAUAUCUCGAGCAACGAUAACGCCAUAACCGACGUAGUGAUUUUCUCGGCUGGGAUUGGAAUCUCGUUGAGUGGUGGUGCAAAUAUGGUUACAGGCGUGCAUUGCUACAAUAAAGCUACAUGGUUUGGUGGAAUCGGCAUUCUAGUGAAAUCGCAUUUAACUAGGAUAGACAAUUGUUACCUUGACUACACAGGUAUAGUCAUUGAAGAUCCUGUUCACGUUCAUGUCACAAACGCUCUGUUCUUAGGAGAUGCUAACAUCGUGUUGAGAUCUGUACACGGGAAGAUUUCAGGGGUAAACAUCGUCAAUAACAUGUUUAUUGGUACUCCUCAAAACAAUUUCCCGAUCGUCAAGCUGGAAGGAGAGUUUCAUGAGAUUGAUCAAGUUGUGAUUGAUCAGAACAAUGCGGAAGGGAUGAUGUUGAAAUCAACGAUAGGGAAGUCAAAGGUUUCAGCGAAUGGGACGAGAUGGGUCGCUGAUUUUUCCCCUGUUUUGGUUUUCCCAAACCGGAUAAACCAUUACCAGCAUUCGUUUUUUGCUCAAUCAGGACAGAUUCCUGCGAAUGCAGUGACGAAUGUUUCCAACAAUGUGGUAGUUGUAGAAACUGAUAGAGCUGUAACUGGAACUGUGUCAGUAAUCGUUUAUCAGUAA